Messenger RNA from Physcomitrium patens, 1863 nucleotides. RefSeq lists its product as uncharacterized. Gene Ontology annotation, cellular component: cytoplasm. Gene Ontology annotation, molecular function: ubiquitin protein ligase activity; zinc ion binding. The record is from RefSeq and is a predicted model, not a curated record. NCBI's taxonomy places the organism in Eukaryota, Viridiplantae, Streptophyta, Bryopsida, Funariales, Funariaceae.
GAGAAGCUGAAGUGAAUGUAACAGAUGUAAAGAUAACUCGCUAUUUAUGUAAUCCUGAGGUACAUAUGCCUUGGAGUAUUUUUUGAGAGUUCAUCGGAAUGUCAUGUACGGGCCGUUACGGCGAUAGAAUAGACUCUUCCCUUCCAGGUAGCCCGGUUACUCUCCGACUCCAAUCCAGUUCCACUCCCCACAGCACGGCUUCCGGUUUUGCCCAACUCGUUUUGAAGCUUGAAACGGUCUGCAGAUGGAGAACGGCGAUGCAGACAGCAUUGAGGAUGGCAAUGUGGCCACCUUGUCGGAGUACAUUGACGACAUCGAGGCGCAGGAACUGGAAGCCGAUCUUGUGCUCGGUGGGGACGAAGGCAAAGAAUGUACUUACAGGCAGGGGUACAUGAAGAGGCAAGCCGUGUUCGCAUGUCUCACCUGUAAACCCGAUGGAGGAGCUGGUUUCUGUACCGCGUGCUCCUUAGCGUGUCACGACGGUCAUGAGGUAGUGGAGCUUUGGACACGACGACAUUUUCGAUGUGACUGUGGAAACUCCAAAUACGGAGAAGGUAUCUGCAAGCUACAAGCCAACAAGGACAUUGAAAACUGUGAGAACAGCUACAACCAGAACUAUACAGGCGUUUAUUGCACAUGCCACCGUGUAUAUCCAGAUCCAGACCCCGGCAGUGAAGCCUUGGGGGAGAUGCUGCAAUGUUGUAUCUGCGAAGACUGGUUUCAUGAGCGCCAUCUUGGCCUCCCGCCCACCCUUCAGUUUCCAAGAGACGACGAAGGAGAGCCUACAUUUGAGGAGAUCAUAUGCCAGGCUUGUGUGCCGCGAUGCUCAUUCCUGUCAAAAUACCCCGAGGUUUUGAUUCAGCCAAUUGCAGAUGAGCAUGUCGAGUGCGUUGAGGUUAAAGAAAUUAAAGCAGGUGCUGAGGAGAGGAUAACUGAUGUUCACGAGUCUGAGCGCCACGUUAACGGAAGUUGUUCACAGAAUAUCAAAUCUGAGAUUGCCUGUGAGUCCUCGAAUGGAGGUGCAGUACAUGCCUGCAAAGCAGACCUUGAGAGACGGGAGCCAGUCCCUGAGUCCUCAAACGAAGGUAAUGCUGGUGAUGGUCCCUGCAAACCAGACCACGACAUGUCUGAACCUGCGAGUGAUGCAAAUGGAGAUCAUUGCUGUGCAUUGAAAGAGGGAGCUUCAAGUGCGGCGCUUGAACCUGGUCGGCCAGUUUUUCUGAGCAAAAGCUGGAGAUCGCAGCUGUGCAGGUGUUCCUCAUGUCUGCUCAUGUAUACAGAACGGCGGAUAAAUUUCCUCUUGGAUCCGGAGGACACAUUACAGGAGUACGAAGCGUGUGCAAAGCGGAAGAGGGAGGAGUCUCGGGAUUCUGUGGGCUCAGAUUUCCUCAAGAAUUUGGGUCAUGUGCAGAGGAUUGAACUUCUCCACGGUCUCAACGACAUGACCGCCGAGCUCAAGUCCUUUCUGACACCAUUCGGUGAAACUGGAAAGACCGUCACAAGUGCUGACAUCCAAGAUUUCUUUGAGAGCCUCAAUAGCAAGCGGCGUCGCCGAAACUGAGAGGGCCAAGCCAUGUCUCACAGACUGAAUGUUGUGCACUUUCUACAAAACAUGGUUCUCAUGCAUUUUUCACUUCAGUGGAUUCCUCUCCAGCUUUGGGAUUUAAUGUGUGGGUGCUUUGCAGAUUGACAACAGUUUUCCCAACUAACGUUUUCUCUGUGGCUGCUUGUUUUACUGAUUUUCGAUUGGAUUGUAUCAUUGCCAGUGUCGUCUAUUGAUGAACCCUUUAUGACCCAUUUAGUGAAGGCCUUGAAAUCGUGUACCCACUGAAACAUGCUAACGAGAUGUGAAGUUCAAGGUAA